AUGGACACUGAUGUGCAGUCACUUCGGGCAGUGACCACCAGUCUUGACGGUCCUCCGAGCCCGAAGCCCCUGACUGGACUGGGGACCAGGCGUGCCUCUGGGCAUAAGUACAGACAGUCAGGGCCGAGCGUGUGCAGCCCCCAGGAGUACAAGCAGUGGCUGCCCUCCCGCCAUGACGCCAGCCUGCUGCCCAUGCGGGAGGAUCUGGCCUUCUGGCUCAGCAGAACCAUGGGUGUGGACCUCACAGCAGACAGUCUGAUGGAGACGCUGGAUAACGGCGUGCUCCUCUGUCAGCUGGCACAGCUGCUCCAGGAGAAGAUGAUCCAGGUCAGCAAUGGCAAGCCCUUUGUAAGAAGAGUGAUCCACUGGCGAGCCGACGCAACGUCUGGAUCAUUUCUCGCUCGAGACAACGCCGCCAACUUCCUCUACUGGUGUCGAAAGAUCGGCGUCGACGAGGCUUUCCUGUUUGAGUCAGAGGAUUUGGUCCUGCACAAGCAGCCUCGGGAGGUGUGUCUGUGUCUGAUGGAGCUGGGACGCAUCGCAGCCACGUUUGGAGUGGAGCCCCCAGGGCUGGUGAAGUUAGACAGCGAGAUAGCGAGGGAGGAGGGGGGGUGCUCAGCUCCAUCCUCCCCUCGGCCCCUCUUCACUUUUCCCCCUGCAUCACUGCAUUCGCCAUCAAAUGCGUCCCCGCUUGGCGUCCCCUCGCCGCCUCCUCCGCCCGCUCCCUUCACUCCCAGCGCAAGUUGUUCUUCUGAAGCUGUGGCUGCGUCUCUCGGCUCUGAUCUUCAAUCAGCCACAACAAACCCAGUGCCCGCAUGCUUGUCCCCUCCCCGGUGCUCUCCCCUGGCCUCUAACCCGUCUACAACCACAGCCUCCACACAGACGCCUUUGUUCUCGUCCGCUUCGCCUCCCCCGGUGUCCUCUGCCAGAGCCUCCAAACACAGCCGCGCGCCCACGGCCACCUUCCCUCCGACCCCUCGCUCGUCUAAGUCCCCGGGACGGCGGAGCACCGGCGCCAACAGCGUUUUAGAUGACAUUGUAAGGAGCAUUGUUGAAACCCCCCCCUGCAGCUGUUCAACCAGCUUUCUGGUUGAGAGGCAACCUAAAGGCCGCUACCGUGUUGGAGAGAAGGUUCUGUAUAUACGAGUGCUGAACGAGCGGCACGUGAUGGUGCGCGUGGGCGGAGGCUGGGAGACCUUCGCCAGUUAUCUGCACAAACAUGACCCGUGCCGAGGAGGAGGACCGGUCAGGGUCUGCGGGGACAAAGCGGAGUCGCCCGACGGCUACAUGGUGGUGGGCGCCCACCACCGCAGCAAGAAGUAGCCGCUCACGUCUGCUGCAGGGAGCGUCACUCCAUCAGACAGUACAAGGUCAACCACUGAACACAGCAGCUGAGCCUCCUUCAUGUGGCGUUUAAAAGGGAAUCUGAUGAAACAGCUACAGAACUUACCUUAUGACAGGAUGAGCAGGACACGGAUCAACAUUCAGUGUUUCUUUUCUGUGUCACGCGUGUUUGUAAACUGACUGAUGGACUGUGGGUUUGGGACCAUUGGUAGAAGACUAAUCAAUCAAAUAAUCAUAAACAAUGAUUAAAUACAUCCCUUGGCCUGUGAGAGAUUGGAACUAGAACUUUUCAACACUUCAGGAAAUUUCAUAGAAUAGGACCUAAUUGAUAGAAGUGGCAGAUAUUUUCUGUUAAUUUUAUUGAAUUGUAGUUGGUAAACUUUUUGCUACUUGUAUGUGUUUAUGUUUGUAGUUCUGUAGCCAUUAGUUCCAUUUUACUUGUGUACUUAUUUCCAUGUGUAGUUUUAGUUGUUGUCUAACCAAAAAAUAGACCAUAUAUAUCUACAUUUUGAGUUAUCUACAGGUUAUGGUUUUUAUUUUAAGCAUAUUUAUCAUAAUUAGAAGGUCACAAUAUUCUGUAAUACUUGUUGGAUGUAACGCAGUAAUAUGUUGGCGUGCUGCAGUGGAAUCACCCAGCUUUAACAAGGCAAAGGCACAAAGCAUGGUGUCCUCCCU
Molecule: messenger RNA, 2019 nt
Organism: Betta splendens (Siamese fighting fish)
Lineage: Eukaryota; Metazoa; Chordata; Actinopteri; Anabantiformes; Osphronemidae
Gene: gas2b
Product: growth arrest-specific 2b
Exons: 7
Coding region: 1-1323 (440 amino acids)
Biological process (GO): actin crosslink formation
Cellular component (GO): actin filament
Molecular function (GO): actin filament binding; cytoskeletal adaptor activity; microtubule binding
Source: RefSeq, a predicted model, not a curated record